AUGGGAUCGGAUGACACACCUUCAGGCAAUCCCGAGGACUUCCUCGAGAGCAUUGUCGAAUUCCCAGACGGAAGUCGGUUCGAGAGACUCCACGCCAUUACCGACUUUCGCAAGGAUCCUGGCGAAGCAAGAAUCUUGUACCUCUGCAGACGACAUGAUCCGAACGAUGCUGGUGACGGCCAAGACGAACAGUUCGUCAUGAAAGUGAAGGCGCAAUGGCCGGGUCCACAGAAUCUAUACCAUCCUGGCCCAAGCCCAGCAACAAACGCCGAACUGAAAGUACUUCAACUGUUUCGCGACCAAAAGGUUGAAGGCGUGCCGCACAUGGUUACUUGGAAGCAGACAGUCCAGCCAAAAGAUGGAGUCCAUCCAGGAGGCUAUCUUGUCUACACCGUGAUGACACUCCUGCCGGGCCGGACACUAUGGGACCUGGGCUACUGGUCCCGGACGGAAGACGAGCGCACCGUGAUACAAGAAGCAUUCCUGUCCAAACUCAAGACGAUCAGACAGCUAGGCAUCGCGCCCUACGACUGUGCUCUUCGAAAUGUUUUAUGGGACGACGAUCAGAAGCAAGCGAGCAUCGUGGACUUUGAGCACUACCGGGAAAUUGACGCUCCCAUCGACGACGAGACUACUGAGCUGCAACGAUGGGGUUUGAAGUCGCGACCGGUGCCGGGAACUUGGUACAUGGAAUGGGGGUUGAAGGCUAAAGAGGCUGCGGAGAUAGGUAUAGUCGACAGAUAG
This is a messenger RNA of Saxophila tyrrhenica, 744 nucleotides long. RefSeq lists its product as uncharacterized. The record is from RefSeq and is a predicted model, not a curated record. The transcript has a single exon. NCBI's taxonomy places the organism in Eukaryota, Fungi, Ascomycota, Dothideomycetes, Mycosphaerellales, Extremaceae. The coding region runs from base 1 to 744 and encodes 247 amino acids.